Messenger RNA from Sorghum bicolor (sorghum), 2735 nucleotides. RefSeq names its product fatty acyl-CoA reductase 1. The record is from RefSeq and is a predicted model, not a curated record. Gene Ontology annotation, cellular component: intracellular membrane-bounded organelle. NCBI's taxonomy places the organism in Eukaryota, Viridiplantae, Streptophyta, Magnoliopsida, Poales, Poaceae. The coding region runs from base 95 to 1579 and encodes 494 amino acids. Gene Ontology annotation, biological process: long-chain fatty-acyl-CoA metabolic process; suberin biosynthetic process. The transcript is spliced from 10 exons. Gene Ontology annotation, molecular function: alcohol-forming very long-chain fatty acyl-CoA reductase (NADP+) activity.
CCACCCGGCCCCACCACCACCGACUCGUCUCGGGACUUCGGGAGGAGUGUGGAGACUCCAGAGCACGCCAUUGGCGUCCUGCUCGCGGCUCGCCAUGGAACACGCCGGGGUCGCGGAGCGCCUUCACGGCAAGACGGUCCUCAUCACGGGCGCCACCGGAUUCAUAGCGAAACUUCUUGUAGAGAAGAUCCUGCGGCUGCAGCCGCGGGUGAAGCGGCUGUACCUCCUCGUGCGCGCCCGUGACCAGGAUUCAGCAACGGAGCGAGUCCGCUCAGAGAUUAUGCAGCUUCAGAUAUUCCUCUCUUUGCGAGAGAAGUACCAAAACCAUUUCACUUCAUGGUUCUGGGACAAGAUCUUCCCCGUGGCAGGAGAUGUCUCAUUGAACAAUUUGGGUAUAGGGAAUGUUCAUCUUGCUGAAGAUAUAGUGAAAGAAACAAAUAUCAUCAUCCACAUGGCUGCUGCAGUUAACUUCAGAGAAAGAUAUGAUACAGCUUUGGCGAUAAACACAAUGGGCAUGAAGCAUCUUCUGGACGUCGCGUUGAGAUGUGUAAAGCUAGAGCUCGUUCUUCUUGUGUCAACUGCUUACGUUAACUCGAAGAAAUCAGGAGUCGUGCUGGAGAAGCCACUUCAACAGUACAGGAGCUAUGAUGGCCAAUCAGAAUUAGAUAUUUCAGAAGAAAUAGCAUUUGCAGAGGCGAAGCUGGAAGAGCUAGUUUGCAGCAGUGCUUCAGAAGAUGCUAUAAGGCACACCAUGAAGAAGAUUGGGACAGAAAGGGCUCGGAAGUUUGGAUGGAUGAACACCUAUGUUUUUACAAAGGCGAUGGCUGAGAUGCUGGCAUAUGAACACAGAUCACGGCUCCCAAUUUUCAUCAUCCGCCCAACUUCCACAACAAGCACGUUGAUGGAGCCUUUUCCUGGAUGGAUAGAAGGAAUCAAAACAAUUGACGUAUGGGUUACUAAUUAUGGUAUGGGGCAUCUAAAGUUUCUUCCUGGAGAUGUCACAACCAUCAUGGACAUUGUACCUGCAGACAUUGUGGUCAAUGCGAUGCUUUGUAUCAUCAGUUGCCACCCUCAAGGACCAUUGGACUUGAUUUACCAUAUUGGUUCUUCCAUGCGCAACCCACUAAAGAUUGGAGAUCUGCUGCAUGCAAUGUUCAGAUACUUCUUGGAGAAACCAUUUGUCGGUGCAGAGGGAGAGGUAAUCAAGGUGAAGCAGCUGGUUGUGCCAGCAACAAUGGACAGCUUCUAUGAGCACAUGGACAUACACUACAAGAUGCCUUUGGAGGAUAUGGUACGCCGUGGAUUAUCUACCACUGGGGAGCAAGACAGAUACAACCAUCUCAAGAGAGAGUACAAUUUCACAGUGGCUGUUGCAGAAGUGUUUCAGGCAGGCACGUUCUUCAAGAGGAGGUUUGAUGACUCCAACAUGCAGAGGCUUAUCACGUUUCUGAACGAAAGAGACAGAGAACUGAUCCCCUGUGAUAGCAAGUUCAUUAAUUGGAAGAAGUACCUCAUGGAAAUCCACUUCCCUAGUGUCAUGGAAUGUGAAUCAAGGGAAGCAACAAGGGCUAGGCUUUAAAAGAGUUUACACAAGCUCUGAAAAUCAAUCUCAGAGAACCUAACUUCCAUUUGGAACAAAUACUGUUACUAACCCAUAUAAUUCUAACAAAUACUCUACUUCACAGCAGUGUACAAAAUUCAGCAUGCUACAUAUCUGCUGCUCUGUUCUUUUCAAACAUUGGAUCGGGCAUUGUUCUUAUACUGUGGCAAUAAAAACGAUGUGUGGAUGCCUGUAAUGAAAAUCUCUAUGAUUUCUGUGCGUUUUGCUAUAAUGCUACAGUAAAUCUGUCAAUUUGUAUGCAUGCAAGAAGACAAAGCAUAGUCAUGUGGUAUUACAGACCUCCCGGUCUAUCUUACACAAGAAUCAAGACAAUUUCUUUCGUGUUUGAACUCCAGUUUGUGAGAUCUGACCUAAAGGUCUCUUUCUCGAAAGUCAAUCUUACACAAGAAUUGAACCCAUUUUUUUUCUUGUACGAAACUAUGAACUACAAUUUGUCUAUGAAGCUGAUCUAAAGGCCUUUUUCUCGGAGCGGAUGCUGAGGAAGCAAGCGGCCAGGCACCUCUCAGGAAUCUUCCCAUUCACCUAGAUGGAAGUUAGUUUUCUUCCACUCACCCCUAUAUGUGAGCCUUUUCUUUUUACAAUAUCAGUGGAUUUUUUUACAAUAUUAGGCUCAAGAGAGAAUAUGAUGUAACAGUGGCUGUUGGAGAGGCAUACUGGCCAGUCACGUUAUUCAAAGGGAGGUAAGAUAGGCAUAGCUCCAAGAAGAAAAUUCUAGGCCAUUUCUUUAUCAAGAACUGUUCCCAUUUUGUGCCCCUGUGCUGCACUUGCUGGUUUGAUGACUCCAACAUGCAGAACCUUAUCGCGACUAUGGAUGAAAGACACAGAGAUGAUCCCCUGUGACGCCAAGUUCAUUAAUUGGGAGAAGUUUUAUUUACGGAAAUUCACAGUCCUGGUGUCAUGGAAUAUGAAUCAAGGAUAGCAAAAGCAACAAGGGCUAGGCUCUAGAAGACUACAGACAAGAAGGUGUGUCAAAGAAAUAGAGCCUCCCUAGAGUUCCCAUCGAACUUCCAUUUUAAAUGAAUCCUCUGUCCAGUGUGCAAAUGUUGCCAUGCUAGAACUCCAGGAAUCCUCUGUAUUACUGUGCAAAAGUCACCAUGUACAAUACUUUUGUGUA